CAGCAGAAUACACAGCCGACUCCUUCAAAUCUCUCUCACUCUCUCCCUCUCUUUCUCGAUUAAUUGCCGUUACCGUUUUUUGUUGCUGUUGUUGUUGUUGUUGUUGUGUCGCCCACUGGCGGGAGUUUGAACUACUGUGCGUCCUCGCAUCAAAUUUUUUUCACCUGAGUGCCGCGUUUGUGGAAAAAGGUCCCAAAAACCCAUCAAAAACCCAAAAGAGAAUCAAGAAGAGACUCUCCGGAACCCCAGCCAAAAUCCAAAAGUCCAAAAACCAAAAAAAGAAAGUAUUCCGAAAAAUCACUAAACUAUGGCUGGACCAUUCAUAUCGCCGUUGCCCGGCGAUCUGCUCACAGAGUACAUGUUCGGACGGAGGCGGCAGCGACGGAACCGAACCACAUUCACGCCGCAACAGCUGCAGGAGCUGGAGGCCCUCUUCCAGAAGACCCACUAUCCCGAUGUGUUUCUGCGCGAGGAGGUGGCCCUGAGGAUCAGUCUCAGCGAGGCGCGUGUUCAGGUGUGGUUCCAGAAUCGUCGCGCCAAAUGGCGGAAGCAGGCGCGCCUGCAGCUACUCCAGGAUGCCUGGCGGAUGCGCUGCCUCAGCCUGGGCACGCCUCCCGUCUUGGCCGGUGCAGGAGCGCAGUCAGGAAGUGGCAGCAAUCGUCCGCCGAGCCAAACGGCCGAGAAUCUCUCAGCCGGAAAGGACUCCCAUGCGGGCAGCGACUUAAGCGCCAGCGGGGAUGCGGCCAACUUCACCAUGAUGCAUCCGGCAUUCCAGCAUCAGCAGCAGCAGCAACAGCCGGGGCAGGGACAGGGGCAGCCCCAUAGCCAGGACAAGCUAUCCAAGACCUACACAGAACUGAAGCUGUACAAGGAGCCCGCGCACGGAAUGGAUAUGGGCGGGAUGGCUGCCCUGGCCAGCAACUCCGACGACGGCUCCGAUGGCUCGGACUCCGAGGAGAUCGAUCUCACAUCCGGUGCCUGCAUCGACUUCUCGCAGAGCAGUAAACUCCAACAGCAGCAGCAGCAGCAGCAACAGCAGCAGCAGGGGGCAGGACUGGCUGUGGGGCCAGCGGGGGUGGCGCCAGCAAAUGGCGUGCUCUAGAUACUCAU
Drosophila persimilis is the source of this 1110-nucleotide messenger RNA. RefSeq names its product paired mesoderm homeobox protein 2. Gene Ontology annotation, biological process: regulation of transcription by RNA polymerase II. The transcript has 2 exons. Bases 308 to 1102 code for a protein of 264 amino acids. The record is from RefSeq and is a predicted model, not a curated record. Gene Ontology annotation, molecular function: RNA polymerase II transcription regulatory region sequence-specific DNA binding; DNA-binding transcription factor activity, RNA polymerase II-specific. Lineage: Eukaryota; Metazoa; Arthropoda; Insecta; Diptera; Drosophilidae.